Messenger RNA from Nymphaea colorata (pocket water lily), 2733 nucleotides. RefSeq names its product neutral/alkaline invertase 1, mitochondrial-like. Gene Ontology annotation, cellular component: mitochondrion. Gene Ontology annotation, biological process: sucrose catabolic process. NCBI's taxonomy places the organism in Eukaryota, Viridiplantae, Streptophyta, Magnoliopsida, Nymphaeales, Nymphaeaceae. The record is from RefSeq and is a predicted model, not a curated record. Gene Ontology annotation, molecular function: sucrose alpha-glucosidase activity; endo-alpha-N-acetylgalactosaminidase activity. The transcript has 6 exons. Bases 393 to 2537 code for a protein of 714 amino acids.
UAAAGUAGGAUACGGAACUCCCCCUGUUCUUGUCCUUGUUGUUCUUGUUGUUGUGCUUCCUUGUUCUUCUUUGUGUGCUCUUUGAUAUCUUAUCGUCAUUCUGUUCUCGUUUCUCGUCCCCGAGGCCGCGUUUUGGUGCUUCCCAUUUCCAUAGAAUAUCUACAUCUGUUGAUUUUUUUCCAUCAUCAGAUUUUUCUUUCUCGGAUUCUUUUCGUUGUUGGCCAUUUCAAGUUUGUUUGUAAUUUGCUGAAAUAGGAUUUGAUUCUUUGAGGUCCCUCCCCAAUCUCUUAUUUUUUUGGAGUGAGGAGGAUUUAUUGUGUGAAUUUCCGGCCGAAACUCGAUCUCUUUUUUAGUUGGGUAUCGAUUGUUUCUGCCAAUCCGUUCUUGGCGGUAUGAAUCGUCCGACUUCCUUGGGGAUUCUGACCGUGAGGCCCUGUUGCAGGAUGUUGGUCAGAUGCAAUUCCAUGUUGUCUAGGAUCUCCUCUCUUCCGCCGAUUCCGAAAAGCCUUAAUGGAGUCUGCAAGUCGGUGAGCCACAGGCCGGAAUCGGUGGUCUGGAUUAGGAAAUUUGGUGGAUGGAAUCGGAAUCCUGUUCAUGUCUCCGAUGUUGCUUGUAAGAAUUGCAGGUUGUUCUUCGGCCCGUCCUUUGGGGCUGACAGAAAAAGGGGUUUCCGGGUUUUCGCGAACGCGGCACCGGGGACACCCGAAUUCAAUUCCGGCAGGAACGUGAAAAAGAAUUCCGAUCGUGGUGGUGUCGUUCGGGUCACGGAUGUCCGAUUUAGCUCGACCACCAUUGAGCCUCGAGUCGGGGAGAAUGGUUUGGAGAGGAUCUACUUCCAGAAUCUGGGCGUAAAGCCCCUCAUUGUGGAGAAGGAGUUAGAUAGUUCGCCAGAAGUUAGCAACAACGAUACGCCAGAAGUUGGCGAAAAAUUGCUGGGUUUGAGCAAUGAUUCAAAUCAGAAGACAUCUAAUUUGUUGGAUUCCGAAGAGGAAUUGAACAAGAAUGUGAAAGAUCGAGCCGAAACAGUCAGCAACCUUGAGGACGUGCCCAAGGUUAGGGAGGAAUCUGUGGUCGAGAAAGAAGCGUGGAGGUUGCUACAUGCAGCAAUUGUGACUUAUUGUGGUAGUCCGGUAGGGACAGUCGCAGCUAAUGAUCCGGCAGAUGCUACUCCAUUGAAUUACGAUCAAGUUUUUAUUAGGGAUUUUGUACCAUCAGCUCUUGCCUUUUUGCUGAAGGGUGAGACGGAGAUAGUUAGGAACUUCCUUCUUCACACGUUGCAAUUGCAGAGCUGGGAGAAAACUGUGGAUUGCUAUAGCCCAGGCCAAGGUUUGAUGCCAGCAAGUUUUAAGGUGAGAACUGUGCCUCUGGAUGGCAGUAAUGAGGCGUUUGAGGAAGUUUUAGACCCUGAUUUUGGUGAGUCUGCAAUUGGUCGUGUUGCUCCUGUUGAUUCAGGAUUGUGGUGGAUUAUUCUGUUGAGAGCCUAUGGGAGAGUUACUGAUGAUUAUGCUUUGCAAGAAAGGGUGGAUGUCCAAACUGGAAUAAAAUUGAUAUUGAAUCUAUGCUUGGCUGAUGGCUUCGAUAUGUUUCCAACCUUGUUGGUUACUGAUGGGUCAUGUAUGAUUGAUCGGAGGAUGGGUAUCCAUGGUCACCCUCUUGAGAUCCAAGCUUUAUACUACUCUGCUCUUCGAUGUGCACGUGAGAUGAUAAUUGUGAAUGAUGGUUCAAAGAAUCUAUUACGGGCCAUCAACAAUAGACUCAGUGCCCUUUCUUUCCACAUAAGGGAGUAUUAUUGGGUGGAUAUGAAGAAGAUAAAUGAGAUAUACCGAUACAAAACAGAAGAGUAUUCUCAUGAUGCUGUGAACAAAUUCAAUAUCUACCCAGACCAAAUCCCUUCUUGGUUGGUUGAAUGGAUUCCUGAUAAAGGCGGAUAUCUGAUUGGAAAUCUGCAGCCAGCUCACAUGGACUUUAGGUUUUUCUCCCUUGGCAAUUUAUGGUCCGUUGUCUCAUCUCUGACCACUCCAGAACAGUCGGAGUCUAUCUUGAAUCUCAUUGAAAGCAAAUGGGAUGAUCUUAUUGGGAAGAUGCCUCUAAAAAUAUGCUUCCCUGCACUUGAGUAUGAGGAAUGGCGUAUAAUCACUGGUAGCGACCCAAAGAACACACCAUGGUCCUAUCAUAAUGGAGGGUCCUGGCCAACUCUUCUUUGGCAGUUCACGUUGGCUUGCAUUAAAAUGGGAAGACCGGAUCUAGCUAGACAGGCUGUUUCUGUGGCUGAGGAGAGGCUACCCAAGGAUCACUGGCCUGAGUACUAUGACACCCGAACAGCUAGGUUUAUCGGCAAACAAGCCCGAUUGAAUCAGACAUGGAGUAUAGCUGGAUAUCUUACUGCAAAAAUGCUUCUUGAUAAGCCGGAGAUGGCAUCAAUCCUGACGUGCGAGGAGGACCUGGAGGUUCUAAUGGGGUGUUCUUGUCCUCUGAGUACAAGUCCCCGCAACAAAAAGUGUUCUAGGAAUGCUGCUAAAAAUCAGAUUCUUGUAUAGGGAAGCAUUAAUCAUUCUUGUAAUGUCUGUAAAGAAAGGGUAGUAAAUGUAUAUUAUUUUUUCUUGAGGAACACCAAUGAUCCAAAACAUUUGUUUAGGUAAGAAAAAAAAUGCAUCCUUCUAGGUAAAUGUAUGAAGGAGCGGUGGUUGUAUUAUAUUGUACAAUUAUACGUGUCUAACAAACCGUUGCAAAUUA